Molecule: messenger RNA, 3134 nt
Organism: Aethina tumida (small hive beetle)
Lineage: Eukaryota; Metazoa; Arthropoda; Insecta; Coleoptera; Nitidulidae
Product: leucine-rich repeat-containing protein 49
Exons: 10
Coding region: 106-2817 (903 amino acids)
Molecular function (GO): protein binding
Source: RefSeq, a predicted model, not a curated record
AGGUUAUCGAACAUAACCUAAAUAAACAAACCCGUAAUUGUGUCACAUACGUCAAACAAAUCACAGAACAUAUUUUUUAAAAUUAAAAUGCUUUUUGAAAUAUAAAUGCCCAUAAGUAGUAGCGCAGCUACAAUUGAAAAGAAGAAAUCCCUUAGAAUACAGACUCAUUUCAAAGCAGGAGAUCAUCAUGAGGAGAAAAAUUUGUUGAAAAUACAACCAGCCCUUCCUAAUAGGCCGAGGAGAAGUUUUAUUAGGUCCCAUAGCACAUUAAAUGCCUCGAGUGUAUCCAAAGUCAAUGAAUCCUUCAAUUUGUGUGACCCUGUUACAUUACAAACAUUCGCUGAUGGAGUUGUACAUGUUUCACGUUCCCAAGCAGAAAAAGAGAAACAUAGUGAUAGGAUUAGUUUAGACCGACGUGGACUGAUCAGCUUCCCCAUAAUUGAUGGGGAACAUAGGUUAAGAUUAUUAUCAUUGCAGCACAACUUAGUCAAUAAUUUAGAUGGUUUGAUAGAACAAAAAUUUCCGUUUUUAGUGUUUCUAGAUGUAUAUGAUAAUCAAUUGGAACAAAUCAGUGGAUUGACUAAUUUAGAAAAUAUCAGGGUACUAUUAAUGGGUAAAAAUCGAAUAAGAAAAAUUGAGGGAUUGGAGAGUCUAAAGAAGUUAGAGGUGCUGGACUUACAUGGGAAUCAGAUAGCUCAUAUAAACGGUUUAGGUUCUCUUUCUGAAUUAAAAGUGUUGAAUUUAGCAGGCAAUCAGAUUCGUAAUGUUGGUGCUACAGACUUUCAGGGACUGAGUUCUUUACAGGAACUAAAUCUAAGGAGAAACAGAUGUAAGAAACUUCUAGGUUUUGGAGACACACCUAGUUUAUCAAAAUUGUUUCUAAGCAACAACGAUUUGCAAAACGUGGAAGAUAUUAGUAGCAUAGCUAAAUCUUCCAAUAUAAAAGAAAUAUCCAUUGACAAUAAUCCAGUAUUUUUAAAUAGUGAAUGUAUUUCAUUCCUUGUGUCUUAUUUGCCUUUAUUGGUGAAAAUUAACACAAUGCAAAUUACUGAUCAAGUGCGCAAAUCGGCAAUGGCGUGGCGCAGGAAUAAGGAGCUUACCAAUUCAGCCUUCAUGGAUUUGACAAGCGAUGUUUGUUUAAAUGUUCGUCGAGAAGAGGUUAUAUCCAACGCUAGAACAAACUGGGAAUUACUUCGUUCUCAAACGAAAUGUCUGACAAAUAAUGCCAGUGCCAUUGACAAGACAGUGAAAAAUCUAAAACCAGACUCAGACAUAAUAUUGACUUCCCUGUCUAAAUUAACAAUUAAAUCCACAAUUCGCUCGAAACUUCUCUCAGAUCAUCAAACUAAAGUACCAGCGCUCCCUGAUAAAAAGCUUCAUUUUGCAAGAACAUCAUCCCAAGACACUGAAAAUUCUCAAAACACUUCUUCUUCCAAUACUUCUAAUGAAUUUUUCAAAUUACCUCCCAUAUUAGUACCGAUUAUUAAUAAGAUGGAGGAGAAGAAUGAAGCUGGAGUAAGAAAAUGCAGCAGUGUGUCCAGUAUUGGUCCCAACGUCGACAGUUCCGAAAGUUCUUUGGCCAGUAGCGACACUGAAGAAGAACCAGAUUGCACUUCAAGCUCUUCUAGCAGUAGUGUUUCCAGCAGCAAAAGCAGUAGUAUUAGCAAUGAACCUCCACCAGUAGAGGAAGUUGGAGAACAGCUGAAUUCUGAUGACAAAGUGUUGGCGCCAGAAGAACAUGUUCCAAAACCUGUGGAAAAGGUGGAAACACCUACGAAAUGUUCAGUAGAAACAUCUAGCAAUAUAUCAACAAAAACAGCAACCUCCAACAUAUCAGUUAAGACGAAGUCCAGCAGUUCCUCCGAAAACACAACGUCAAGUAAAACUCGAAUGAGGACCAUUAAAAGUGCAUUCGUUGGUAAACCCGCUAUCUCUAGAAACAACGCAAGAGCAGCGACAGCUAAAGUUAAAAAACAAUCUCCACCAGUGCCUAAAGAUAGAGAACAAGGGGGAGAUUAUUUGAUAGAAAUUUGCGGCCGACAUUUAAAUGUAUAUGGACAAGGAGCGUUAAGAUUCAUAGAUAAAAAUUGGAAUAUGACGAAAGCACAUGACGUAACUACUAUUAAUUUUAAUUACGUAAAUUUUGCGAGUAUUGUUGGGGUUCUAUAUCGUUUAAAGCAACGAUUUCCUAAUAUUGACAAUUUCGUGUUUAAAGAGACGAAUAUUUCAGUAUUGGGACAAUUAAAUGCUUUAGCUGAAGUACAGGGAUUAGGGAUGUUGUGUAUAGAGCCUGAGGGGAACCCCAUCUGUGAGAAGGAUUGGCGUAGUUAUGCUAUCUAUCGUCUUGCACAUUGGGGACUUCGAACUAUCAACGGCCAAGAUGUUUCAGAUGAGGAAAUCACGGCAGCAAAUGAAGAGUAUCAAGGGCUUAGCGAUCUAGUCCUCUGGUCAUUACCAGAUAUUCUUUUACAGCCACUGCUGGAACGACUGCAUAUAGAUGUUAAUCAGGGGGAAGUCGAGUAUAAUCCUAAAAAAUGGCUCAUGUCUGCGGAUCCGGCUCUACGGAUGGUAGUUAGUAAAGAAGCGUUACAGUGGAAAAAAGGUGCAAUAUCACAGGAAGACCUACAACUUCGUCAAAAGGCCAAACAGCACAUUUCAGCAUUGUUGGAUGAAAUGAAUAGUGCAGCAAUGAAGCUAAAAUUAUUGGAUCCGGAAUGGCCGAAUAUUUUACAGGAGUUGGUGCGUAAUACUCUGUUGGAUUAUUCCCAGAUGGAUUUGUAUAUGAAACAAAAAAUGCAAGAACUGAUGAAACAAUAAUCCACUGCCCACUAGAGAUUUUUAAUUUUAGGUGUACAGUACCUACCUUGAACUCACAUGUUUCUAUGAUGUAAAUCUUACAGUUCCUAUAAAAGAUGUAAUUUAAUCUAUAUUGCAUGUAACGAGUAGAUUAUUAUUAAUUUUCACUGCCCUUAAUGGUGAUUCAUUAUAAAAAAUUGGAUGUACAAAUUUACUGCAAGUCAAAAUUAGCUUUAAUUUUAAUAAUAUUGAAUAUUGCGUUGGCACAAAAUGUCUUGACCUGAUCAGAAUUAUUUGUACUAUUUCAUAGUUAAUAAAAUAAAUGAUUUUUAAAUAUU